Trichoderma atroviride IMI 206040 is the source of this 2328-nucleotide messenger RNA. The record is from RefSeq and is a predicted model, not a curated record. NCBI's taxonomy places the organism in Eukaryota, Fungi, Ascomycota, Sordariomycetes, Hypocreales, Hypocreaceae.
AUGCAAAUGGUGUCACAAAUGUCGCCGAGGUCUACGGCCGGAUCUCCUCAACCCGAAGGCGCCCGUAAGCGGCGCCGCACUCCGCUGGCCUGUGACGAGUGCCGCGACAGGAAACGCAAAUGUGAUGGUGUGAAGCCUGUAUGCGGCGCAUGCCGUCGACGAAGCAUCGCGACUUGCGUCUGGAAUGAGGAGAGAGUCAGCAAGGGAUGGACCAAUAGUUAUGUCGAGGGCCUUAGGGCUCGGAUACGAGAGCUCGAAUUGUCACGGAAUCACCCACCAGAACAAUCUGUUGAUACAUCCAGUCUUCUGUUACCGGGGUUGUCACCGCCUGAGCCCGCCAAUGCCAGUCCAGAGAUGCCCCAGCCAAUGACGCAGCCCACGAGCCCGCCAGUAGAACAGACCAUACAAAACUUGCCAAACUACUACAUCAACUUGCAGGCAGACCAUGGGCCUACCGUAGACAAUGGCUUUCCAGAUUCCUUCAAUGACUUGUCGCAUUCACUGCGCAGUAAGCCGGACUCUCCAACCUACCAGGACACAGAUCCAGACCUUGACUCUGCCUCGGAUAGCGACGACACCGGUGUUAACGCAAUGGGAGUCGUAGCUCCCUUGAGUAACAUUGGUGGUAGGCGAAACCGGAGACCUUCGGAGUAUUUUGGCCCGUCCAGCACUGCGAGCCUGGUAGACAGGGCAAGGAGUGCCAUGGGCCAGCAGUGCCGCAAGCACUGGUCUGCAAGGAAUAAUAGGUCGUGCUCUCAAUGCCAACAUGAGCUGGUCUCUGAUCUGAGCCCAUCUCAUACUUCAUCAUCGUGUUCCCACCCACUCAAGACGGAUAGUGCGGUAUUUGGCAUGACAAUUCCGCCACGCGACGAGGCUGACGAUCUUGUCGAGAAUUACUGGCGCUGGACACACUCGCUCUAUCCACUUAUUCAUAGGCCGUCGUUCGAGGAACGCUACCGUAUGAUCUGGUACCCUCAGACCGAGCCACGCUGUCUUCGCACAGAGGCGCACGCCUCCACGCCGGCGGGUCUCUAUACCUCCAUGGGUAAUCGUCUAUUCUACUGUAUGCUUAAUAGCGUGUUUGCUUUAGGUGCUCUCUUCAGCCCCGGGAUGGACCACAAGGACCGGGAUCAGUUGAGCCGCAGCCUCUACGAGCGCGCCAAGAAGCUCAUGGACUUGGACAUGCUCGCCGCAGGCAGUUUAGCUCUCGUACAAACGUUGUUGCUCAUGGGCCAGUAUCUUCAGAGCACUGAGAUGUCGAGCACCUGUUGGAACAUCGUCGGGCUUGCGGUGCGUGUCGCCCAGAACAUCGGGCUACACCACGACCCCAAGAACUGUAAUCAGGGUUGCUGCCCGGCCCAGACUAUGGACCAAACGGAGAUGGAGAUGCGAAGACGGGCCUGGGCAGGUUGUGUAUUAUUGGAUCGAGUUCUCAGCUUGACGUACGGGCGGCCCUUGAUAGUCCAUGCGGCCAUAUCACAGAGCCAGCUCGUCCUGCCACUAGCAGUAGAUGAUGAGUACCUAACACACCUUCCGGAGGCACCAGCAUCUCAACCGGAUGGGAAGCCGAGCCUGACGGAGUGUUUCUGUGAGACGGUCCAGCUGCAGGAUAUCCUCGGCGAGGUCCUAACCACGAUGUACUACCCAGGCCCCGCUCCAAGUCUGAGCCCCUUAACCAACAAUGGAGCAAAAAACAUUGAUUUCCGCAAACUUUUUGCCGUCGACAGUCUUCUUAAAGCGUGGCAUAGAAACCUCCCACCACAUCUUCAAGUCAGUCGGUACAAGAACAGCGGAGAGCCCCCGGCGCUCAGCCUAUCGGAGAAUGAGGUGGUGUUCCGUAGACAGGCGACAGUUCUGGAAGUUAGAUACCUGCACGUUCGCUUAAUGAUGCUCCGGCCAGUUUUGUCAGGCCUUUGUGACCCAGCAUUCCAAUCAACUGAGAUGGUCACGGAUUCCAUACAAGAUGAGACGAUGCUGAAGGCAGCCAACCUAUGCGUGGCUGGAGCACAAGAGUUACUGCGGUUCAUCGAGGAAAACAUGUAUUUCAAGACGGACCUGCUUGCUCCACCGUGGUACACGGUCUUCUAUAUUCAUAGUUGUGCUAUUGUUUUCCUCAUCAGUCUGCUAUGCUCUCCGAAACAUAUUCACUGUAUGGACGAGGCAUCGCUUCUCAAAGGACUGAGCCGCUGUUUCACAGCUCUCAAAAGGUACCAGAGCCGAAGCCGUGCGGCGGGACGCUGCCGCAAAUUUCUCAUUUCAGUGCAGCAAGAGGUCUUCUGCUACCGAACUCAGAACGGUCGUCAGGCUAAAGAACGGACGCAGGAAUGA